UUUUUGUUGCAUACAAGAGACGGAUGGGCUUCCGUAAAAUAUAAAAGAAUACAAGUUAUUUAGGCUUUAGUUCGAUGUAUUUAAACAAUUCAAGCGCUUAUUUUCUUAUACGUUGUGCUAGUUUUGAAUUUUCAAAGAUCGCAAGUGAUGGGUGCCCAGUGAAAGUGAAGUUGCAGGCAUUUCCAUAUCCAUGUCCGCGGCAGCCACAGCAACAACAAAAGCGAAACGAAAGAAAAGUGAAAUUUGAGCAAAAGGAAUAGCGCAUGCUAGUCAAAACAACAAAGAAAUGGAAAAUUUGAAAAUUAGUGAAAAGCUAUUCGAGGAUGUGAUAUAUUAUGUGCUCGGCAGCUUGGAUGAUGAGAGCGAACGAUUGCUUAAGAACGGCGGGGCACAAUCGAAGCUUUAUCUCUCAGACCAAAUCACGCAUUUGAUAUGUGCCAGCAACUACUCCGAGGAGGAGCUGUCCAUGAAUCUGGACCUCUACAAUGUGAUACCUGUGAUCGAGCAAUGGAUAUCGCACAGCGUCAAAUUAGGUCGCAUGGCCUCCACGCGUGCUUUCGAUCCCAGUCAGCCACGUUUCCUGCGCGGCAUACGCGUCGCCAUCACGAACGUUGUGCCCAGCGAUCGCAGGCGCCUCUUUGCCAUGUUGACCUUCCACGGAGCCGUUGUUACCAGCACGUAUGGAGCAACCAAUACGCAUCUGGUAUGCGGCGCCGCCACUGGGACCAUUUACAAUAAAGCGCUGGCGCUGCCCAAAAAUGCGAUGAACAUUGUCACGCCUGACUGGGUCACCGAUUGCCUUAAAUUCAAAAGCUGCCUGUCAUGCGAACCCUAUCAUCCCAGAUUGUUGAAGCCGAUUGAAAAGCAACGCGCUCAGAAGCAGCAGCAACAGCAACAGCAACAAAAUCUACAGCAGCAGCAGCAACAACAGCAUCAACAGCAGCAGCAACAACUGCAACAGCAAUUAGCACAACAACAACAACAGCAGCAACAACAACAUAUGGUACAGCAAUUACCACCACCACAACAACAACAGCAGCAACAACAACAACAGCCUCCUCCAGCUGCUACGCAGCUGUCUGAUAUACUGGGCUUUGGCGAUGACAACGCCGCCAAGAGCAUAGCCAGCAUUAAAUCCCAGUUGCAGGCGUCGGCAGAGCGUGCCGCAGCCGAGCAACAGCAGCUGCAGCAGCAACAAUUACCACAGCCAGCGCAACAGCAAGUUGUCUUUGUGCGGCCACGCAAUCUGCAGCAACAACAACAAUUGCAACAGCAGUUGCAGCAACAGAAUGCACCGCAAGCGCCGCCACCACCACCGCCGCCCACGCAACAGCAGCAACAACAACAAAUCAUAAUACAACAACAAAAAAUCAUACCAGCCAACCUACAGCAACAGCAGCAGCAACAACAGAUCAAAAAUAUUUUGCAGCAACAGCGACAAAUGAAGAGUACGCAACAACAACAACAGCAGCAACAACAACAACAGCAGCAGCAGCAACAACAAAUGCAACUGAUGCAACAGGAGCAACAGCAACAAAACCUGCAGCAGCAGCAACAGCAACAAAACCUGCAACAGCAACAACAGCAACAAAAUCUGCAGCAGCAGCAGCAACAGCAACAACUUCUGCUUCAGCAACAACAACAACAACAGCAACAGCCUCGUCUGCCGACCACACCCACUAUGCCACAGCCACCCAUGCCCAGUGGACGACAAACUCCGCGCACUCCGCAACCUGCAACAACACCACAGCCCGUUCAAUCUCCGCAGCAACAAGUGGCGCAACAGCAACAGGUACCGCAGCAACAACAGCAGUCGGUGCCCGUCUCCCCCCAAGUUCUGCAUCAGCACAUAAUAAAUAAGCAGCAGAUGUUGCAGCAGCAGCAGAUGCAACUGCAUCAACACAUACAAAGUGGCCAGAGUUUGACGUCACAACAACAGGCGUUACAGCGGCAAAUACAGCAGCAACAACAGCAACUGUUGCAGCAGCAACAGCAGCUGCAAAUGCAAAUGCAGCAAAUGCAACAGCAGCAACAACAGCAGCAGCAGCAACAACCGCAGCAGCAAUCUCCACGUUUGGUUCAAAAUCGAUCGCCAGUCAUGCCGCCCGGCACACCAUCACCUUCGCUGCAGCAGCAACAGCACUUGAUCGCAAGCAGCAGCAACAUGUUGCCACCUCAAUCGCCGCGGCAAUUGCAAUCGCCCGCGCCACAAAUGACGCCGCCACCGCCACCCUCACCACAGAGUGCACAGCAGCAUUUGCGUCAGCAACAGCAACAAUUGCAGCAGAAUCGCCAGCAGCAGCAGCAGCAACACAUGAUGGGUAGUCCGCAACAGCAGCCGACGCCAACAUCCAUGAUGUCACCACAACAACAGCCAUUUCAACAACCGGUGCAUCAGCAACAACGCAUGCAAUUGCAGCAGCAGCAACAGCAACAACAACUUGCACAACAGCAACAGCAGCAACAAAGUCCGCAGCACAUUUCAGCGCCGCAAUCACCGCAAAUAUCACAAACACCACCCAUGGGCAACAAACAACAGCAGCAGACAGCACAGCAUCAGCAGCAGCAACAGCAACAGCAAUCCUUUGUCCAGCCCAUCGAUCCAACAGAUCCUGUGCAAGUGGCUCAAGUGCUCAGUCGUUCUACGUUGACAAGCAAUCAAGAUUCGCUGAUAAUGCGGCAGCAACAACUGAAGCAACAGCAGUUGCAGCAGCAGCAACAGCAGCAGCAGCAGCAACAACAGCAGCAGCAGCAGCAACAACAACAACAAAUGCCAACACAGCAACACACACCCUCACCGCGACAAUCGCCGUUGCAUCAGCAGCAAACAACGCAACAGCAACAACAACCAGAAAGGUCUGUACAGCAAGUGCAACCACAACAACAACAACUGCAACAGCCGCAACAAAUACCCCAACAACUUGCUACUGGGCAACAGCAGCAACAACAACAGCAGCAGCAGCAACAAGUCAUCACCCAGCGACACGUAAUAAACACUUCAACUGCGCAGGGACAGCAGAUAAUCCAGAGUCAUAUGAUGAGCAUACAACAGCAGCAGCAGAAACAGCAGCAAAUGUUGCAGCUGCAACAACAACAGCAGCAACAGCAGAUGAUACCUCAGCAGCAGCAGCAGGCACAACAACAGCAAUUGCCACAGCAACAGCAGCUUCAGCCACAGCCGCAACAACAGCUUCAGCCACAGCCGCAACAGCAGCAACAGCAAGUGCAGUUUACCCAACAACAAAACAUUGCGUUGGGUAGUGGCGGUCAGGUGCGCAUCAUACAGCAAACCAUACAGCCGCCACAACAACAGCAACAGUUGUUGGGGCAACAGUUUACGCAGCAGCCACAGCAACAACAACAGCAGCAGCAGCAGCAGCAAGUGUUGACGCAGCAGCCUCAGCAACAUCCAUUGCAACAACAGCAGCCACAACCAACCAUGCAGACCAAAAAGUUUAUUAUAAGUCAACAACAAUUCAGCCAGCUCAGCGCACAGCAGCAGCAGCAAAUUUUGGCACAGAAUCAGCAAAACCAAAAUGUGUUCAUAGUGAAUUCCACAAAUCUAUCGCAGCAACAACAGCAGCAGCAACAACAACUUGUGCAGCAGCGACAACUGCUACAGCAACAGCAACAACAACAGCAGCAGCAACAACAGCAAAUGCCCCAAAAAAUUGUGAUCAAUCAGCAAGUUAUCAGCGAUCCGCAGCGUUUGCAAUAUUUACAGCAACAGCAAUUGUUGCAGCAGAAACAGCAGCAGCAGCAACAGCAACAUCUUGUUGGACCGCCGCAGCAACAACAGCAAAUACUUAUUCAACAGCAACAGCCAGUGUCACAACAACAGCAGCCGCCGCAGCAAAUCAUGCAACAAGUGCUCAUUAAGCAACAGCACUUGCCACAACGAACACCACCGCCGCAGUCUCCACAGCAACAACAGCAGCAGCAACUGAUGUUGCAACAGCAAUCGCCGCAGCACCAUACGCAACUGCAACAGCAGCAGCCACACUGGUCGCCUCAAAGCCCUGUGACUAAUCAGUUGCCGCCCACCACGCCGGGCACGCCCACUACGAGCAUGGGCAUGCAGUCACCAUUGCCGGGCACGCCCACAACGCCCCAACAGCAGGCGCCACAAUUUGCGCCACGUGGACUGCGCCCGCAAACACCGUGGCCCGCACAACAGCAGCAGCAGCAGCCACAGCAGUCUCAACAACAGCCGCAGCAGCAACAGCAACAGCAAAUUGUGCUGCCACCGCCACAGCAACAGCAGCAGCAGCGCCAGCUAAUACAAUUGGACGAGAAAAUGCAUGCGCACUUCAUGUCGCUGGAUGCGCACAAACGUGCCGAGUAUAUAACGAAACUGAAUCAAAGCAAGCCACGUGUCAUGCUGCGCCAGCAGGUGGCAUAUCAGCCGCGUCCGGGUGCGCCCGGCAACGUGGUAGCAACACGUGCGCAAGGACCAGUGCCGGUGCCAGGGCCAGGCACAUCGCAUAUCAUUGUGCAAAGCCAAAUGCCCGGGGGACUAACGCAGCAGGAGCAAAUGAUCUGGCUGCAGCAGCAGGGCACACGACCAGUGGUAGUGCGUGCGGGUGGUGCACCCGGCUUGAGUCCCAUUACACAGCAACAGCAGCAGCAACAGCCUCCUGGCGGUGCACCGCAGCAACUACCUCAGCAACAGCAACCGUUUAAUCCCAAUGAUCCCAACCAGCAAAUGUUGUUACAACGCCAACAGUUGCGUGUGCAACAAAUUCCCAUGCAAGCGGCGCCGGCGCCGCAACUGGGCAAGCAGACGGUGCAGCUCAUACCCGGACCCAAUGGCCAGCUAAUCGAGCAGCAAACCAUUGUGCAACAGCAAGCCCAACAACAGCAGCCACCUACACCGGGCACGCCUACCACGCCCGGAACAGGCGUAGUUGUGGGUGGUCCGCCAGGAGGCAAUAUAAUGACACAAACAUUAGUCAUGUCAGCAACAGCGCCUGAUGGGCAACAGCAGCAACAGACGCCGCAGCAGAUGAACCUGAAGACGAAAACCGCUUUGGCCAAUAUGCUAAGCAAUCGCCUGGGCAACAAUGGACAGCAGGCGCCGCCACAACAGCAGCAGCAACUUAUUUCUAUGAACGAUGUACAGCAACAGCAACAGCAGCAGCAGCAACAACAGCAGCAGCAACAGCAGCAGCAGAUUGUGCAACAAGUGGUUGUUAGUGAUGCCACGCGACAACAACAGCAACAACAAUUGCUGCUGCAGCAACAGCAGCAGCAGCAACAGUUGGUUGUGGCUCAGCAACAACAGUUGUCAUCUGGACAGCAACAACAUGUGGAGACACCCUCUGCCGCUGGCACAUUGCGCAUGAUGGGACAGCAGCAUAAUGCUGCUGUCGGCGUGCCCGGCCCACCACGCACACCGCAGGAGCUAUUGAUGCUGCAGCAACAACAGCAGCAACAACAACAGCAGCAGCAGCAACAACAGCAAUUGUUACAACAGCAUCCUCAGCAAAUGCGACGUGUUGUCGGCGUGUCGCAGCAGCAGUUGCCACAACAACAUCUCGUACAACAACAAAUUGUGGUCGCACCGCCCAACAUGCAGCAGCAACAGUUGCCUGUAGGCGUGCCCGUACAAGUGGCCGGCGGACCACCGCAUGUUUAUAUGCAGGUGCGUCCCGGUCAGCCGCCCAUUCCGAUGCCGCCGCGUCCACAAUUCUAUGGCCACAAUCCGAAUUUGAAACUGCCCGCAGAUCUGUUCCUGGUUGGUUGCACUUUCUACAUUGUGGAGUACGACGAGACGGACAGCGAUGAGCUGCCCAUAUGGCUGGACACCAUACGACAAUUUGGCGGCGACAUCGAGCGCGUCUACUGCGCGCGCGUGACCCACGUCAUCUGUCGCACUCAACGGCAUGGUAUGGUAAUGCAGGCACUACGCGAUGCCAAGCGCUGUGUGACCGCCUACUGGCUAAGCGAUAUCUGCUUGAAGCGACAGCUGACGCCGCCGUGGCAGCCCCUGCAUUUGCCCUUCCCCAGUCAGUUUGGCUAUCGCAAGCCCCUGGAGCGCUACAUUAUCACAUCGGAGGGAUUCGAGGGCGAGGAGGUGGUGCGCUUGCAACAAAUGGCCGAGGAAUGUGGCGCCAUUUACACCUCCUACUUAUCAAAGGUGAACACGCUAGUCGUCUGCAAGCAACUGGAAGGCAACAAAUUCAACGCCGCCAAAGAAUGGAACAUUCCAAUGGUAAAUGCCCUCUGGCUGAGCGAUGUAUGCAUCGGCAAUCUGAGUGGAUUAACCCAGUACGAGAAUCCCAAGUAUCAGCAGUACAAUCUGGGAACACCAUUCCGCAUUGAAUGCAAUCUGGUGCAGCAUUUGCUAGCCGCUUGGAAGGCGCCCAUCAAUCUUACACAGGAAGCGCAUGAGCGUGUCAAGCGACAUCUGUCCGAUCCGUAUGCCAAUGAGCAGAAGCUGAAACGACAGAAAUUGUGCGUCUAUCAGGAGCAUCUUCCCGAGCAAAUUGUUUGCAUUGAAUAUCCACAGACAACAAAACCGCCCAAGGUCAUUUUCUCCCAGGUCGCCGAUGCGGACGCGCUCAAGAAAGCUGUCGAACUGCUGGGCGGCAUUGUUGUGGACAGUCCAAUGGAUGCAACACAUUUGGUCAUGACACGCGAGAGUCGCACCUGCAAAUUGAUUCAGGCGUGUUGCCAUGUUGACUAUGUGCUCAAGUCUACCUGGUUGGUGGAUAGCGCCAAGGCGGGCAAAUUCGUGCCGCCGGAUGAGUAUCGCAUACGGCACAUACCCGUCGAUGAGAAUUUGCAGUUCGACUUGGAUGCAGUUCUGUGUGCGCCGACACGCUCUACGCUCUUUGCGGGCAGAUACUUUUAUGUUACUCCGGAUGUAUUUCCGGCACGAGAUGAAAUCAUACGCAUGAUCGAAUCAUCCGGCGGCAAAGUGGAGCUUAAACGACGCAGCGGUGCAGCUGUUGCCGAGGCGCAUGUUCAAGCGCCAGACUCAUAUAUCAUUGUUACCUGCCCAACGGAUAUGCAUUUGUGCGCGGAUCUGACGCGUCAUGGCAAUCCCAAGUGCCAUAUUGUCUCCACGGAGUUUGUAAUGAGCUCCAUACUGCGGCAACAGCUGGAAAUUGAGCCCAAUUUGAUACCUUAUUUGUACAACAACAACAUUUCCAACAGUAGCAACAACAACAACAACAAAUCCUAGCGACAAGCUGUAUUCUUUUAUUUGUUGCUCAAAGCUUGAUCAUAAUCGUUGUUAAACAUCUAUAUAUGCAUAUAUAGAUAUGAUGUAUAUAUGUAUAUGUCUGUGUGUGUUGUCACGCAACAAACCCAUUUUCAUCGAGCCUGUGAGCUGUGAAUACGAAUCUAGUCCGCUGAUUGCGUCAACACUGAUGAAAAUCGGGUCGAAUCGAUUAUAUAUAUAUGCAAGCGGGCUCGUUAUCAAAACAAAUUGAUAAAAACUCUGCUACAGUUAUUUUUUGUAAGCACCAACUCAAACUGUUUGCAGUUCAGCUGCAAAUCGAGUCAUUUAAAACGAUCUAUCACAUCUAUAUAUUAGCUAGUUACAAUCUUACUCUAAGCAUAAAGUACAUUU
Drosophila hydei is the source of this 7579-nucleotide messenger RNA. It is a transcript of the gene Ptip, whose product is annotated as PAX-interacting protein 1. Gene Ontology annotation, cellular component: MLL3/4 complex. Lineage: Eukaryota; Metazoa; Arthropoda; Insecta; Diptera; Drosophilidae. Bases 287 to 7189 code for a protein of 2300 amino acids. The record is from RefSeq and is a predicted model, not a curated record. The transcript is spliced from 8 exons.